AUGCACGCUCAUUUCAAGUGGAAGGAGAAGGGCGUAUUGUUCAUUGUUGUACCGAUAUUUAUUGGCGCAUUCAUUAUCACAUUUUAUCACCACAUUGCUUACAAGUACAGUAUCUAUACAAUAUGUAAUGGCACACAGCUGAAGGGUAACGUCAGGCCGGCGCUUUCAGUAUGGAAUGAUACAGUCUCCUCUAGUACUUCGAACUCUGUUGGUUUUGAAGUGCCACUUCCUUUUGCGGACUGCGACAGUUUUUAA
Messenger RNA from Gongylonema pulchrum, 255 nucleotides. The record is from the annotation of a GenBank genome assembly. Lineage: Eukaryota; Metazoa; Nematoda; Chromadorea; Rhabditida; Gongylonematidae.